UGAAGUGUUUGCUGGCUAACCGAGAAGCCAACAUUUUGACAAAUGGAGGAUCGUACGUGUUAUUUAGCAGAAGAAAAAGCGACGGAGCGAAAAGAGGAAGAAGUGAAACUAAAUGUGGACAGACGACGGCAGAAAACAAUGAUCAACAUCGGUGCGGCCUUCCCCAAAUGGAAAUCUCUGAUGAGGGACAAAUGUUUUCAGAGUGACGCCGAAGUUGCCUGUUUUCUGCUGCACAGCUAUGAGAGAGGUUCUGCAGCAUUGACUCCCAUGAAGGAAACAUCUGUUCAACUCACAGCUGCAGCAGUGUCUAGCAUCUGUGCUUCUGGAAGGAUGAACAGCUUACAGGACAUGAGCAUGGAUGAGAAGCACAAUGUUUUCAAUAACCCCUUGAACAGUGUAAUUGAUUGGACAGAUGAAGGCUCCCCUUCCUUUCAUGAAAAAGAUGAUGGAGAUAAAGGUGACAGCUCUGAUGAAGAGGAUCUUCCACCCAUUUGUAUACGAAUGGGUGGAGCAUUAAAGAAAGCACCAUCGAUUGAUCGACUUCCAGUUAUUGGAACGGGCGAGGCAGCGCAUGACCAGCCUGCACGUGAAGACCCUCCUGAUGAGGCUUCUCCCUGUGAUCAGGACCCUGUUUUCCCAUCCCCACAGCAGGUCCUUUGUGAAGAUGACAUCGUUGGUGCCAGAGCUUCAAUAGUAUACGAGGACUGCUUGAGACAGCUGGCUACAUUUCUGAUCCUGCCUGUGAAAAAAUGUACAGGCCUUUUAAAGACUGGUGUGGUGUGUGACUGUGUUGCCCCCUUUGAGAUCAACAUCACUUCCAAGGGCACAGCAACGAGUGUCGAAUGGAUCUGUCCCAAUGGACACAGCUUGUGGAGGUGGAAUUCCCAGCCUGUAAUGAAGUGUGGGACGCAAGCUGGAGAUUUUCUCUUGUCCACCAACAUUUUGUUGUCUGGCAACGACUAUGCGAAGGUCGCCCUCUUGUUCAAGUUCAUGAACAUGGGGAUGGUGAAGAAGAACACCUUCGUGUCCAUUCAGGACGCUUACUGUGUGGACACAGUGAAGAGCUUCUGGGAAGAGAGGAGGACUGAGGCCCUCAGUGGCCUUCAGGGGAAAGAUGUUGUGGUCCUAGCAGAUGGCAGAAAUGACUCUCCAGGCCAUCGUGCACAUUACUGCAGCUACGCCGCCAUGGAGAAUGACACCAAGGAGAUCAUUCAUGUUGCCACCAUCAACAAGCAGCAGACAUCCUGCAACUCUGUCGUCAUGGAGAAGGAGGGUUUUAUCGAGACUGUGGACAAGCUUACAUCAGAGAUAAAGCAAGAGGAGAACUGCACAGAUGCUAAUGCCCAGAUCACAGCCCUUAUGAACCCAGACGAAGGCAGAUACAAGGAUCUUGGAAUUCAUCACUGUCUGGACAUGUGGCAUGGUGCCAAGAACCUGGUCAAAAGAAUAGCUGCUGCACUAUGGAUUGGCAUCAUUCACCAUGUCUGUGACAUUCACACCUGGACUACGGGAAGGUGUCAACAUGGGCACCUGGAAGCAACAUGUGGAAAGGUGUGGAUCCAGAAAGAUUCUGGGUGCCACAAAUCUUUAGUGGACAUCGUUCUCAAUAAGCGCUGGCUGAAGGAUGUGCAUAAAUACCUGUGCUUCAGAUCAACCUCAGACCUAGAGGCUUUCCACAAACAUAUACUGAUGUAUGCCAGAAAGCACUUCACUUUCACUUCCCCAGUUUAUGAGGCAAGAGUUCUGCUUGCUGCUCUGGACUAUAACUUCAACCGGAACCGAACAACAGUGAAAACAGCAGAAGGCAAAGAGAUUUUCAGAAGGCUGUACAAGAAAAACAGCAGAAGACACGGGUUAUACUCCCUGAAAUCAAUCCAGACUGUAAAGAGGAGAAUCACAAGUGGAGUGGGGAUGCCUAGAAGGAAGACAGUGCCUGCAGAUGUCCAGCAGCUGUUGGUGAUUAAAGAAGAGACUCCCACUGAGUGGAGCCCCAGUCUGGACCAGGAGGACCCAGAGCUCCUACACAUAAAAGAAGAACAGGAGGAACUCUGGAUCAGUCAGGAGGGAGAGCAGCUUAAUGGACUGGAGGAGGCUGAUAUCACCAGGUUCCCAUUCACUGCUGUUACUGUGAAGAGUGAAGAUGAGGAAGAGAAACCUCAGUCUCCACAGCUUCAUCAAAGCCAAACUGAGGACAACAGAGAGACAGAGCCUUCAGCCAGCAGCUCAGCUACGCAGAUAAAAACAGAAACUGAUGGAGGAUCAGAACCUGCUGGGAACCUUGAUCCAGAUAGUCAUUUACAACCAGAUACUGAUGAAAAAGCUUCAGACACUGAAGUCAGUGAAAAUGACUGGCAAGAACCUUUGUCAGAUUCUGAAGCUGAAACUGAAGACAGUGACAAUGGUUGGAAGGAGACCAGAGCACCUGAGUCAGGUGUAAAUGCUCUGAAAUAUAAGGAAGCUCCUGUAAGUGAUGCAGGAUGUAAUGCUGGGAAAGAAUCUUUUAGCUGCUUUGAAUGUGGUAAACAAUAUCACCACAAGAGGUCUCUUCAGAGACACAUGGUCUGUCAUUCAGGAAAAAGAUCCUACAGCCAUAUGGAUAAUAAGAAAAAUGUAGAUUCACAGAUGAGAGUCCACACAGGAGAGAAACCAUUUGGCUGUGAUGUUUGUGGGAAGAGAUUUAGAGUCCAGGGAAAUUUUAAGGCACACUUGAGAGUCCACACAGGAGAGAAACCAUUUGGCUGUGAUGUCUGUGGGAUGAGAUUUAACCAGCAGCCACAUCUUAAUAAACACAUGAGAGUGCACACAGGAGAGAAACCAUUUGGCUGUGAUGUUUGUGGGAAGAGAUUUAGAGUCCAGGGAAAUUUUAAGGCACACAUGAGAGUCCACACAGGAGAGAAACCAUUUGGCUGUGACGUUUGUGGGAUGAGAUUUGCAGAACAGGGAAAUCUUAAGAAACACAUGAGAGUCCACACAGGAGAGAAACCAUUUGGCUGUGACGUUUGUGGGAUGAGAUUUACAGAACAGGGAAAUCUUAAGAAACACAUGAGAGUCCACACAGGAGAGAAACCAUUUGGCUGUGGUAUUUGUGGUAAAACAUUUAACCAGCAGCCACAUCUUAAUAAACACAAGAGAGUGCACACAGGAGAGAAACCAUUUGGCUGUGAUGUUUGUGGGAAGGAAUUUAUAGAACAGGGACAUCUUAAGACACACAUGAGAGUGCACACAGGAGAGAAACCAUUUGGCUGUGAUAUUUGUGGGAAGAAAUUUAACCAGCAGAUACAUCUUAAGACACACACGAGAGUCCACACAGGUGAGAAACCAUUUAGCUGUGAUGUUUGUGGCACACGAUUUACAGAACAGGGAAGUCUGAAGAGACACAAGAGAGUCCACACAGGAGAGAAACCAUUUGGUUGUGGCGUUUGUGGUAAAACAUUUAAAAGGCAGGCAAAUCUUAAGACUCAUAUGAGAGUCCACACAGAAUAAAAGUUUGCAUCGUC
Messenger RNA from Micropterus dolomieu (smallmouth bass), 3497 nucleotides. RefSeq lists its product as uncharacterized. The record is from RefSeq and is a predicted model, not a curated record. Lineage: Eukaryota; Metazoa; Chordata; Actinopteri; Centrarchiformes; Centrarchidae. Gene Ontology annotation, molecular function: RNA polymerase II cis-regulatory region sequence-specific DNA binding; DNA-binding transcription factor activity, RNA polymerase II-specific. Gene Ontology annotation, biological process: regulation of DNA-templated transcription. Bases 43 to 3483 code for a protein of 1146 amino acids. The transcript is spliced from 13 exons.